Messenger RNA from Rattus rattus (black rat), 6532 nucleotides. It is a transcript of the gene Lcor, whose product is annotated as ligand dependent nuclear receptor corepressor. Gene Ontology annotation, molecular function: DNA binding. Lineage: Eukaryota; Metazoa; Chordata; Mammalia; Rodentia; Muridae. The coding region runs from base 52 to 5808 and encodes 1918 amino acids. The transcript has 8 exons. The record is from RefSeq and is a predicted model, not a curated record.
GCCCCGCGGGCACGCGGCGGCGCUCGGGCGUGUGCGAGGCGUGAGGUGGAGAUGGGGCGGAGGGAGCCGGAGCUGUCACAGGCCCCGCGUCCGCCUGAGCGAGCCAAGUGGGGUGUCGCGGCCGCGGGGGGCAGCGGCUGCACUUCCUCUGCUGGCAGCGGCGGCUGGGGAGUUAGUCCUCGACGCACGGGUCGGUCCCGUUUCCCUCUGUGCAGCGGCCGGCGGGACCAUAAGGGCUUAACUCACAUAUUUAACCCCCCUCCAAAAAAAUUUGAAAGUAUUCUUGAAGGGCUGUUUGGACCUGCGUUAUUAAAAGAUCUCAGUUUGUUUAAAGAGUGUGAACCUGAAAGCAUUUCUGAUUGGGCUUUUGAUGAAAAUUGUCUGUUCUGUUGCUUGAGAAGAGAUAAAGUAAAGGGACAUUUAGUCGGUCUGGAUGAGCCAGCUUCCGGAGCUGGGCAAGAAGCUUUGCUUAAACAAGAGCACGCAAAAGUCACUCGACUCCAGAGGCAAGCAGAAGAGUUCCUCAAUGCAGUCUUUUAUAGAAAAGACAGUCCCUGGGUCUCCGACCCCAAUAUUCCCUUAGUGGCCCGUGAGAUCAUGCAGCGAAUGAUCCAACAAUUUGCUGCUGAAUAUACCUCAAAAAAUAGCUCUACUCAGGACCCCAGCCAGCCCAAUAGCACAAAGAACCAAAGCCUGCCGAAAGCAUCUCCAGUCACCACCUCUCCCACGGCUGCAACUCCUCAGAACCCCGUGCUCAGCAAACUGCUCAUGGCUGACCAAGACUCACCUCUGGACCUUACUGUCAGAAAGUCUCAGUCAGAACCUAGCGAACAAGACGGUGUACUUGAUUUAUCUACUAAGAAAAGUCCAUGUGCUAGCAGCACUUCCCUGAGCCAUUCUCCAGGCUGCUCCAGUACUCAAGGGAACGGAGAGGAUUCGGCAGAGGCACCCGUAGCUGAUUCUAACCAUCCGUCAAAGUCCCCGCUGGAGAAGUUUAUGGUCAAGCUGUGCACCCAUCAUCAGAAGCAGUUCAUCCGUGUCCUGAGUGACCUGUACACCGAGUCUCAGCCAGGCUCUGAGGACCUGCAGCCUUUGGGACCCUCAGUGAUGGAUGUCUCUGCUUGCGAUUCAGAUUGUGCCGGCCUGGGCAGCAGAGACGAUGAAAAGGAUGAUGCGUGUCUUGAUGGGGGUUCUCCUGCUUCCGUAAAGUUGUUCUUAGAUUCAUCGGGGUCUCCUGGCUCCCUGAAUGUGACUGAAGAAACCAUGAAGGACCCACCUCCUGAGACAGACUCUGUAGAUGGGAAAGAGAAUGCCUUGAGCACUGUCCAGAAAGAUUCCUCCGGCCCCCCAGAUGCCCGACAGAACCCCACAGGUUCUGCAGACAGUCCCACUGUGGGAUGCCUCAGUACGUUGGAUUCUUCCUCUUUUAACUCCCCCCACAGUUCUAAAAGCUUAGAGGGGCAAACCACUGGCCAGGAGCAAGACACAGACAUGAAACCCCGUGAGGAUGCUGAGGACAGUGCCCCAGCAUCAGUCCAAAGUCUGGCUGCAGUGGAGGUGGUGGCUGAGAACACUGAAGAGGGCGGUAGCUGUAUUGUUUCUCAAAGAAACUCAUUCAAAGCUUUAUCAGAAGAGACGUGGGACUCCGGGUUUAUGGGAAACUCGUCCAGGACUGCAGACAAAGAGAAUGCUUUACAGUGUGGCUCAAGAACAUCCUCCCCCCAGGAUUUAGAGACAGAUGAGCAAGAUGCAAGGCCAAAGCAAGAGAACCAUCUCCACUCACUAGGUAGAAACAAGGCGGGGUUCCAGACAUACCCCAGAGACAAGGGCCAUUUCGAUCAUUCCAAAGGUGGUUGGUUAGCUCCCAGCCCCACGCCAACUGUACACAGAGCAUCCAAUGGCCACUCACAAACCAAGAUGAUAUCGGCCUCCAUCAAGACUGCUCGGAAAAGUAAGAGGGCGUCGGGGUUGAGGAUAAAUGAUUAUGACAACCAGUGUGAUGUCGUUUAUAUCAGUCAACCAAUAACAGAAUGCCACUUUGAGAAUCAAAGAUCCAUAUUAUCUUCUCGGAAAACAGCCCGAAAGAGUACCCGGGGAUACUUUUUCAAUGGUGAUUGCUGUGAGCUGCCAACUGUUCGCACGCUGGCCAGGAAUUUAUGCUCCCAAGAAAAAGGAAGCUGCUCACCGAUAACAUCAGAGGCAGUGGUGACUCCCAAGCAGACUCUUACAGGUCCCACCUCAAAGCACACAGUAGGUGUGCAGCUUCCCACAGUAGGUGUGCAACUUCCCACAGGAGGUGUGCAGCUUCCCACAGGAGGUGCGCAGCUUCGUACAGUGGAUGCCCAGCUUCCCACAGGAGGUGUACAACUUCCUACAGCGGAUGCCCAGCUUCCCACAGUAGGCAUACAACUUGCUACAGUGGAUGCCCAGCUUCCCACAGUAGGUGCACAUCUUGCUACAGCAGAUGAGCAGCUUCCCACAGUAGGUGCACAGCUUCCUACAGCAGAUGAGCAGCUUCCCACAGUAGGUGCACAGCUUCCUACAGCAGAUGAGCAGCUUCCCACAGUAGGUGCACAGCUUCCUACAGCAGAUGAGCAGCUUCCCACAGUAGGUGCACAGCUUCCUACAGCAGAUGAGCAGCUUCCCACAGUAGGUGCACAGCUUCCUACUGCAGAUGAGCAGCUUCCCACAGUAGGUGCACAACUUCCUACAGUCAAUGUCCAGCUUCCCUCAGUGAAUGCACAACUUCCUACAGUGGAUGUCCAGCUUCCCACAGUGGAUGUGCAAAUUCCCACAGUUGAUAUGCAGCUUCCCACAGCAGGUGAGCAGCUUCUGAAAGAAGAUACCGGUGACGAUCCUAGGAAAGAAAGAACCUCCCUCGAGGAGGGGGACGAAGACACAUCAUCAGCGAAAGAACAUCAGGAGCCAGAGGUUUGCCUCACCAAGAAUGAACAGGAUCCUAGCGUCUCCCCUAGGCCAGGAGAGACCACACCCUCCAGCCCACCAUGUCUUCUGCCUGCUGCCCUCACUAAUGAGGAUCCGUCUGAGAUGCCAGAAGGCAGCACUGUGGUCUCAUCCCCAACAGCAAGUGUACUAUCUUUCCAUGAGCAAGACCAGCCACCAGCAGCCUCCCUGCUAGGACCAGAGGAGAUGCAGGCACAGGAGUGCCACCUGGUUCUGACAGGUGGAAGCAUCCCCCUCACCUCUGGGGAGGGCAGUGAAGACCUCCUAUGUAGACCUCAGUUUUCUCCCGAAACAGCCGUCAGAGAGGGGCGUUCUCCAUGCUCAGCGGAUGAAAGUCCUGCUGUGGCUUUAGAUCCUCCCCUGAGUCUAGAACUGUCUGAGCAUGACCAAAGCACCAGCACUGAGGCUGAGGCCAGAGACACCCCUGGGGAGACACUGUUUCUAGAUGGCUCCCUGCCCCUACUGGAGAGCAGCAUUGUCACUGAUGAGAAGAACCCAAGCCAGACGGAAGGAGGUGAGGUGGCAAGUGGAACAGGACACCUGGAGGCACAUGACGAGGAUAUAAAAUACUCAGCAGAAAAUGAUCCGAGUGAGCCAAACUCUGACUCACCCGAAGAGAAUGUGGAUAAGAAGAAAAAGGCUAAAAAGCUCCCCGAGGCCUCUGAUAGGUGCCUGAGAAGUCAACUUGUAGAUUCUUCCUCUGCUGACAGGUACCCAGGGAGCCAGGGUUUGGAUUCAAAUGCUGCUUGUUCUGAAGUCAAAGUUUCUAAAAAUCAUGCUGUAAAGCAUUCUAAAAGAGAAGGGGACUGUGGCGGGGUGACAUCUGAGGGCUCAGUGAUUGACAGCAACCAUACAGACAGUCUGGAGGACACUGAAGACCCUGGUGUCAGUGAACAUUCCUCUGAUGAAGAAACCAAGCAGGAGGCUGAAGGACUUGGUGUCGUUACAAGGCAGACUGUUAAAAACCUGUUGGCAAAGGAAGUUAAAAGGGAAGAGGGAGGAACGUCCCCAAGCAGUGACCCAGCCACUGUUAGCCAGCCAUCGCCUCAGGACAACCUGGGAACCCGUGUGUGGUCCAAGAUAGAUGAGAAAGAUGCUCACGUGCCCUCGGAAAGCAUUCCUUGCAAGAGAGACCCAGAGCAGGUGAAAGAGAACCCGGGACAUAUUGUCAUACAGGACACGGAGGCCGCUGUUAGGGAGGUAGACACUGAGGAUACCCACCAUGAAGAUGGUGCCGGCCUUGCUCCAUGUAGCUCAGCCAGUCAGAGUGGCGAUGCUGCUGGGCCACCGAAAUUGGGAAGAAGGCCUAAGAGACUGCCUUCCUCAACCUACAACCUGAGGCCUGCUCAUUGUGUGGGUGCCUUGGACACUGCAAAAAUGACUUCAGAGAAGCAAGCUACACAAGUAAACCCAGCGCCCAAGGAAAGUGGAGCUUCUCAGAGUGCAGAGUCCUUAGACGAGGAAGAUUCAGACACGGUGGCAGAGGAGCAACCCAAGUUUGUGGGUUGGUGUGCAGAGGAGGAGAACCAGGAGCUGAUCGCCAGCUUCAACGCUCAGUACCUGAGAGUCCAGAAGGCCUGGAUCCAGCUGGAGAAAGAGACUCAGCCGACAGCGAGAGCCAGGAACAAGUCUGACAAGCUGAAGGAGAUUUGGAAGAGCAAGAAGAGGUCACGGAAGUGCAGGGGGUCACUGGAGGUGCAAAGGUUCUCUCCCGUUCAGAUGCUGUUUAUGACAAACUUUAAGCUGUCUAACAUCUGUAAGUGGUUCUUAGAGACAACAGAAACUCGGUCUCUGGUCAUUGUGAAGAAACUAAAUACUCGUCUUCCUGGAGACAUCCCCCUUGUUAAACACCCUCUUCAGAAGUACCCUCCUUCCACCAUGUACCCUAGCUCACUGCAGGCAGAACGCUUGAAAAAACACUUAAAGAAAUUCCCAGGAGCCAUUCCUGCCAGGAAUAACUGGAAAACCCAGAAGCUGUGGGCUAAGCUACGAGAGAAUCCUGAGCAGAUAGAGCCAGACGCUGGCAGUGACGUCAGCCUUGGCCCUAACAGUGGGGACAGUGUGGAGGAAGUCAGGGAAAGCAGGCACAGCCGUCCUCCCACCAACCUGCCUACUCCAGCCAGCACCCGGAUCCUUAGAAAGUAUUCCAAUAUUCGAGGAAAGCUCAGAGCACAGCGCCUAGACAGCUCAGUGGGCGGGGCUUCUGAAAUUAAGCAGGGACGUAAGAGUGUGUGCAUCAACCCGUUAAUGUCCCCCAAGCUCGCCCUCCAGGUGGGUGCAGAUGGGUUUCCUGUCAACCCCAAGAGGGCUGAAAGAAGCAAGGGGAGAAGAGGGAAGCAGAUGCCGGAAACCUUGCUUAAAGUGGAAGGUCAGAACAAGCGCAAAAGAGCAGAAGGCUCCGGUACUCAAGACGGUAAGGACAAGGGGCCGGCAACAAAAGCCAGCAGAGUCCUUUCUGCUGCAAAGAAGCUAGCUGCAAAGGACAGAGUCAACCAACUAUCCAAGAAGAUGACCUUGAAAGAGAACAAAGUGAGAGUCUGUAGGAAGGGUCCUGGGAAGAGCUGCCCAGCAUCCAGGAGAGAAAAGGAGAAUGCAAACAGAAGACCCGGCCAUCCCACGGCAGCCUCUGAAGCGCUCGCAAAGCCUUCUAAACAAAGGGGCGCAAGAGAAGCCUCUUCAAAGCCCCCCAAAGCCAGGAGGAGAAACCGGAAGCUGAGCAGUGGGAGGGGCCGAGCCAGACCCUUGGCAAAAAGCCCAGAGAACCGGACUGCCCCCAGAAAAAGAAAGCUCAAGGCCAAACUGGACUCUUCCCAGGGCAAACGGAGGCGGUUAGAAGCCAAGUGAAACCUGGAUAGCCACUGAAGAACGGGCCCAUGAAAGCAACCUUUCAUUUUGCAUUAACAGAAUCUGUUUUUAUAAGCUUAUCAAGCCUUUCUCGUUGUAGUUACAGGAUACGCCAGUUUGAGAUGUCAGAAAAUGCAUCUUAGCUGGAGAAGGGAACUUGUAGAGAGUUCUUCUCUGGGGCUAAGAGAAGUUGUACGUUUUCUGGUUGUUCCUUGGGUUUUAAACUUGGAACCAAGCAGUUUUUAUUUUAAGAAGAACAGUGCCUUAUUUAUCCUUUUUUGUUUAAAAAUUUACAAAAGCUAAGAAGCUGAUGUAUGUGACUAAAGGCUUGUAUUUUAUACUUGACGCACAAGCACUUGUUCUGUCACUGAGGAAGCCGCCGCCACACAUGCGGAAGCCAGUGAGCGAGGAGCCGUCAGCAGCUGCCCGUGCGCCCCUGGACAGGUGCACCUUGCAGCCCGCAGCACAACUCCCUCUCUGUCCUGUUUGGUUUUUAUUUGAUUGAUAUUUGAAAGCUGAACCAAAUCAUUUCUAUGGUAUGUGGAGAAUGCAGGGGAUUUAUAAUUAUUAUAAAAGAUUAAUGUUUCUGUUACUUUUCUUCCAAAACACAUAUUGUUGAUCACCCCCUUCAUCUUUUUAUUUUUUAAAUCAUUUCAGAUCAUGUUCUCAAAUUAGUGUGCCCAUGAAACAAAGAUGUGCUACAGUUUCUUUUGUUGUUUUUUGU